AUGGAGAAUAAAAACUUACUUGCACGUUCAUACUUUGAUCCACGAGAAGCAUAUCCUGAUGGAAGUACAAAAGAAAAGCGAAGAGCUUACAUAGCUACAGCUCUUGCUGGUGAAGUAUCAGUAGUACCAUCAAGUAGAUUACUUGCAUUAUUAGGACAGGCAUUAAAAUGGCAACAACAUCAGGGUUUACUACCACCUGGUACUACAAUAGACUUGUUUAGAGGAAAAGCAGCAGUACGAGAUCAAGAAGAUGAGAAGUACCCUACACAACUUUCAAAACAAAUUAAGUUUGGUCAAAAAUCUCAUGUAGAAUGUGCACGUUUUUCACCAGAUGGUCAAUAUUUAGUUACUGGUUCUGUUGAUGGAUUUAUUGAAGUAUGGAAUUUCACAACUGGUAAAAUUAGAAAAGAUUUAAAAUAUCAAGCUCAAGAUAAUUUUAUGAUGAUGGAACAAGCAGUAUUAUCGAUGGCUUUUAGUCGUGAUAGUGAAAUGUUAGCUGGUGGUGGUCAAGAUGGAAAAAUAAAAGUAUGGAGAGUUCAAAGUGGACAGUGCUUAAGAAGAUUCGAAAAAGCACAUUCAAAAGGUGUUACAUGCCUUCAGUUUAGCAGAGAUAAUAGUCAAAUAUUAUCUGCAUCAUUUGAUACUACUAUACGGAUACAUGGACUCAAAUCUGGAAAAACCUUGAAAGAAUUUCGAGGACACGCUUCUUUUGUAAAUGAAGUAGUCUUUGCACCAGAUGGACAUAAUACAAUAAGUGCUUCGUCAGAUGGAACUGUGAAAAUUUGGAGCUUGAAAACAACAGAAUGUAUAGGUACAUAUAAGUCUUUAGGAGCUGCAGAUUUAACUGUAAAUAGCAUACAUCUCCUUCCUCGAAAUCCAGAACAUUUUGUUGUGUGUAAUCGUUCCAAUACAGUAGUAAUUAUGAAUAUGCAAGGACAAAUAGUGAGAUCGUUCUCUAGUGGUAAACGUGAGGGAGGUGAUUUCGUGUGUACUGUUGUAAGCCCGCGUGGUGAAUUUAUUUAUUGUGUUGGCGAAGAUCUUGUGCUUUAUUGUUUUUCUACAUCAUCAGGAAAACUUGAAAGAACUCUUAAUAUACAUGAGAAAGAUGUUAUAGGUCUAACACAUCACCCUCAUCAAAAUCUUUUAUGUUCUUAUAGUGAAGAUGGUCUUUUAAAAUUAUGGAAACCAUAA
Molecule: messenger RNA, 1191 nt
Organism: Habropoda laboriosa
Lineage: Eukaryota; Metazoa; Arthropoda; Insecta; Hymenoptera; Apidae
Gene: Smu1
Product: WD40 repeat-containing protein SMU1
Exons: 5
Coding region: 1-1191 (396 amino acids)
Biological process (GO): mRNA splicing, via spliceosome
Cellular component (GO): precatalytic spliceosome
Molecular function (GO): protein binding
Source: RefSeq, a predicted model, not a curated record